Drosophila eugracilis is the source of this 753-nucleotide messenger RNA. RefSeq names its product glutathione S-transferase 1-like. Gene Ontology annotation, biological process: glutathione metabolic process. Lineage: Eukaryota; Metazoa; Arthropoda; Insecta; Diptera; Drosophilidae. The record is from RefSeq and is a predicted model, not a curated record. The coding region runs from base 46 to 708 and encodes 220 amino acids. Gene Ontology annotation, molecular function: glutathione transferase activity. The transcript has a single exon.
GUCUGUUAACAAACACUUAUUAGCCAGUCUCGAAACAGCAACGAAAUGGGAAAACUUACGCUUUACGGAAUCGAUGGAAGUCCUCCAGUACGUUCAGUGCUUCUCACCCUGAACGCCUUGGGUGUGGAAUUCGAGUACAAGAUCGUUAAUCUUCUGGAGAAGGAGCAGCUGAAGCCGGAGUUCCUUAAGAUGAAUCCCCUGCACACAGUGCCCACUCUGGAUGAUGAUGGUUUCUACCUGUCUGACAGCCAUGCCAUUAACUCGUACUUAGUUAGCAAGUAUGGCAAGGAUGACUCUCUGUAUCCUAAGGAUCUGCAAAAGAGAGCCAUUGUCGAUCAGCGUCUACACUACGACUCUAGUGUGGUUACAUCAACCGGAAAGGCUAUCACCUUCCCGCUCUUCUGGGAGAACAAAACGGAGAUUCCACAGGCUAGGAUCGAUGCUCUGGAGGGUGUGUACAAAUCCCUCAAUCUGUUCUUGGAGAGUGGCGACUAUCUGGCUGGAGAUAACCUGACCAUUGCCGAUUUCCAUGUCACUGCCGCCCUAACCGGCUUCGUUGUGUUCCUCCCAGUGGAUGCCACUAAGUUCCCCAAACUGGCUGCAUGGGUUCAGCGCAUCAAGGAGCUUCCCUACUACGAGGAGGCCAACGGUUCCCGUGCUACACAAAUCAUUGAGUUUAUCAAGAGCAAGAACUUUACUAUUGUCUAAGAUCUAUUUAUAUACUACGAAAAUAAAUAAAAAGUAAAACCUAAA